AUCAACACCUUUUUUAUUUGCUAUUCAUUUUCAUUAUCAUGGGCCAAACACACGGAAAAGAAACAGUAGAAGAAAAGCCAACAGCGAGACCUUCUAUAAAGUCCAACUUUAAACCAAAAAAGCACUUGACGAGAGUUGAGAUUGUGUCUUUACAGCAUACGUUCAAACAACUACAGUCGACAUUUCCUGAUGGUUUUAGUUGUGUUGAAGCCAAAAAAUUCUUGGAACAUUUAAAUUUUCCACAACAAGUUGAACCUGCUGCUGUAUUAUUAUUCAAAUCAUUUUCAUACUUGGGUUCUUAUCCUAACUGUACUGUAGCAGGACCAGUGCCUCUUUCAUUUGACGCAUUUAUCACUGCCUUUGUAGUUCUGGUGGGACGCCUCGAUAAUGAAAUCCCCGGUUGCAUUUUAUCAGAAUCAUUAUUUUUCCAAUCAUUAUCCAUAUUACCCAUACCGGAAGAGAAAGCAGCUAUUGUUGAACCACCUAAAGAGACACAUGCUGAUCGUUCAUCCAAGGGACUUUCUUUAGCUGAACUCGGCGUUGAUUUUAGUGAUUUAGAUUUCAACCCUAAACCAGAUGAGGAUGACAAGGAUGAUGGAUCAAAGAUCUUGUGUCGCGAUCUUGUUGAAUUAUUUGUUUUACUAUUGUGGCUUGGUGAGGCAGAUCAGCCUUCACAUGAUUUCAAGCGUAUUCGGCAAAUGGCUGUCAACAUUGUAAACACGAUUAAGCCAUCCUCCCUGGAAGACGAAGAAUUGCCUUGUAUUUCAAAUUGUUUAUUAAGGCAGUGGAAAGAUGCGUUUUCACCUCAUCUGUUUAAACCACUACAGUCACUUAUCACAAAGUCAUUUACCUAUCAUAAUAGUGAUGAAUCUAGAUUAUUACCUCCAGAUAAAGUACCUAUUGUAGAUGAUAGUGAUAUACUGACACCCUUAUAUUCUACAUUGAUAUCAUGGGCUUUACCCGAAACAAUUCUGAUAACUAAACAAUGGACACGAUUAUACUCUGCAGACAGAGACGGCUUUUCGAUGAAUCGAUUUGAGUCUCAUGUGUUUAAAUACCCGGGCCCAACACUACUGGUGAUGCAAGUGUCCAAUAAAGAAAGAUCCAUGACGUUGGGAGCAUUUAUCACACAACCAUGGAAACAAUCCAAACAUUUCUGGGGAUCAAGUGAAUGUUUCUUAUUUGAGUUGGAUCCUCAAUUCGACAUUUUUCGAUCCACAGGUAUUAAUAAGACGGAAAAUUACAUUUAUUAUCAUCAUGAUUUUGGCAUCGGAUUUGGGUCCAAUGAAAAUCAUCCAACACCCAACGGAUUUAUCUUGUACUUGCAAAAUACCCUACAGGAAGGCCUAUACCAAAACGAAGCCUAUCCUUCUCAACCCACAUUCGAAAGUGCUACCAAAAGUCGAAGACAUCUCAACUUUACUUGCCCUUUUGACACGGAAAAUAUCGAAGUGUUCGGUUUAGGCAACGAAAAAGACCGGGAAAGACAGGCUCGAGAGUGGAAGUUUGAUCAACAAGAAGCUGAACGAAGAAAUGGUUUAAACAUAAGACAAGCAGAUGGAAAUUUAGAUAAGGAGCUUUUAAAAAUGGCCGGUAUUAUUGAUGAAAGACAAGAGCGAUAAUAUUAAUAAUAAUAAAAAAACACAAG
Mucor mucedo is the source of this 1648-nucleotide messenger RNA. Its product is annotated as TLD-domain-containing protein. Lineage: Eukaryota; Fungi; Mucoromycota; Mucoromycetes; Mucorales; Mucoraceae. The coding region runs from base 39 to 1622 and encodes 527 amino acids. The record is from RefSeq and is a predicted model, not a curated record. The transcript has 2 exons.